GCCAAACAUCGCCAUUUUGGAUGCUUCGUCCCGACGAUGGGCAUUUGCUUAAAUGUCGAAGCAAAACAAGCAUUCGGGCGGCGGAUCCAACAUCCUUCGCGGUGGGAAGCGGUCGUAUGAGUGCGGCACGCUUAUCGGCAACUUUGUCGAGGAAGCGUAUCGUCCAGGCGUCGUCAAGUCGCGCGGGUUUACGUCGAGUAUGUACACGACGUCCACACAACUGCAGCAAGCCGGUGUCGUCGUCAAGCCAUCCUUUGGACCUGCGCUGAAGAAUGAUCUGAACCCACGCUACGACUACACGAAUAUUGUUGGUCCAGACACAUUGAAUGCACCUUCGUCGUGGGUGCCAGCGUCGAAAACGUGCGAGUUCCAUCCACGCGAGCUCAAGACGGCCACGAUGAGUGGCCCUGAACUCGAAGCCUACAGGCAGAAAUGGUCCAAGGAACAAGAGGGCAUCAAGCAACUUCGAUUCAACACGGAAUCGAUCGCAAGUCAAGGGGGUAUCGUCGCUUCGCAGUUUAAACCUCGCCAUUUGUUGCACGACAACGGGUCCACGUCAUGACAGGAAUAAACACCCACGCAUGCCU
This is a messenger RNA of Aphanomyces invadans, 587 nucleotides long. RefSeq lists its product as hypothetical. Lineage: Eukaryota; Oomycota; Saprolegniomycetes; Saprolegniales; Verrucalvaceae. Bases 53 to 562 code for a protein of 169 amino acids. The transcript has a single exon. The record is from RefSeq and is a predicted model, not a curated record.